AUGGCAAUGGUGUUCCAAGAGAAGUGUCCCGUGUUUGCUCGCUCCGCCUCCAACGCCUCCUCAGCCGCCACGCCAUCCGCCGGCUCAUCUGCCACGUCGACACCCACUCCAACACCGUACCCAUCCUCCCAGCCAGCCAUGCCGACACCAUACCCAACUGGAUCCGGAGCAACACCGUAUCCAUCUGGAGGAGCACCGUAUCCAUCGGCAGGUGCUAUGGGCUAUAACCCCUACAUGAACGUCCCUCAAAAUACACCGUAUCCAAUGGGAGCCGGAGCAACUCCAUAUCCUUCUGGAUCCGGUGCAGCUCCACCCCGUCCACCUCCAGUAUCAUCCCAAUCAUCAGUGGGCAGUGGAAACGGAUCAAUUCAAUCGGAUACGAUUCGAGCGUCAGUGAUGACUGCGGUCGAGGAACGGCUCAGAGCAAGACUCAGGGAGCGAUUGGGAACCAAUAGCGCUGAAAUGGCAUCAAUUCGAACGACUGGAGAUGAGCUUCGCGAGGGACAACAAAAGCUGAAAAAGAUGCUUGAAGAGUUGGAGACGCAAAGAAACAGUCUUCAGACGGCCGUCGAAAUAUACUCGGCCAAGAAAACGGAGCUAGCGAAGGCGCUAUCAGACGCCGGAGGGACAGAUGCUCCGCCUAUCGAUGAGGCUAUCGAUGCCGCGUAUCCAUUGCAUAGACAGAUUGUGAUGAAUUAUGCAAAGGAUUUGGCUUGCGAUGAUUUGAUUUAUGCACUAGGUCAAUCCCUCAAAAAGCGUCAAAUCACAACUGCCGACUACCUCCGCCGCGUUCGUGACGUCUCCCGUGAGCAAUUCAUCCAUCGAGCCACCAUGCAAAAGUGCCGAAGAACAGCGGGUCUUCCGAUCUAA
This is a messenger RNA of Caenorhabditis briggsae, 870 nucleotides long. Lineage: Eukaryota; Metazoa; Nematoda; Chromadorea; Rhabditida; Rhabditidae. Gene Ontology annotation, molecular function: ubiquitin binding. The record is from RefSeq and is a predicted model, not a curated record. Gene Ontology annotation, biological process: endosome to lysosome transport. Gene Ontology annotation, cellular component: ESCRT I complex. The transcript has 4 exons. The coding region runs from base 1 to 870 and encodes 289 amino acids.